AUGGGACGUUACACGCUUCAACGACUUCUGGCAAUGAUUCCAGUGCUGGUAGUCGUGGCGAUCGUCACCUUUUCGCUGAUACACAUUACGCCCGGAGAUCCCGUUUCCCUGAUGGCGGGAGACCUAGCGACGCCUGAGCAGAAGGAAGCGAUACGCAAGGACAUGGGUUUGGACAGACCCAUUUACCAGCAGUUGGUAAUUUACUUUGCGGAUCUUCUGCGCGGUGACCUCGGCGAGUCGAUAUUCAACAAAUUCAAAGUUACUACGCUCAUCUCGCAGCGGCUUGAGCCUACGCUGUUCAUCGCGGUGUUCUCGCAGUUGGUCUCGAUAAUAAUCGCCAUUCCUCUAGGCAUUUUGGCGGCGUGGAAGGCGAAUACGUGGAUUGACCGCGUGGUGAUGGUGAUCGCGGUGCUGGGGCUUGCGAUUCCUUCUUUCUGGCUGGGUGCGAACCUGAUAUGGGUGUUCGCGGUCAAGCUGCACUGGUUUCCGGCGUUCGGUUACAUUCCGAUAUCUGAGGGCGUCGUGCCGUGGAUAAAAUCCAUAACGCUGCCUUCAAUAUCGGUGGGGUUCAUAUCGGCGGCUCUGAUAGCGCGGAUGACGCGGGCGAGCAUGCUGGAGGCCUUUCAAUUGGUGUUGCGGAGCAACCCGAAUAUGGCAAUUGGCUUGUUUAUCCUAGUGUUAGCUGUGAUGUUGGCGGCAUUUGCGCCAUUCAUUGCUACAGACGCCCCAAAGGAGCUGUUCACCGAGCCCAGGCUGCAAGCUCCUUCAAGAGAGGCUUACUUUGGGACGGACAGCGUGGGCAGGGAUGUGUUCUCGACGGACGAUAUACGGCAGCCGGUUGUCGCUGGGAUCGGGGCUUCAGUAACCAUCCUGACGCUAAUCGGCGGCGUGGUGAUCGGGAUAACUGCGGGGUAUUACAAGCUGGCGGAUAAUGUGGUGAUGCGGUUCAUGGACGGGCUGAUGGCGUUUCCGUCAUUCCUGCUGGCGAUCGCGCUUGUGGCGCUGCUGGGAGCGAGUUUUCAGAAUGUGGUGCUCGCGCUGUCAGUGGUGGAGACGCCGCGGGUGGUGCGUAUCGUGCGGGGGUCGGUGCUGAGCUUGCGGGAGCGGCAGUAUGUGGAGGGGGCGCUUGCUGUGGGGGCGAGGCCGCUGCGGAUACUUGCGACGCACAUAUUCCCGAAUCUGGUUGCGCCGCUGACGGUGCAGGCGACUUACGUGUUCGCGCUCGCCAUAUUGGUUGAGGCUGGGCUGAGUUUCCUGGGAGCGGGGUGCCGCCGGAUGUUCCGAGCUGGGGGAAUAUGA
Messenger RNA from Geodia barretti, 1299 nucleotides. NCBI's taxonomy places the organism in Eukaryota, Metazoa, Porifera, Demospongiae, Tetractinellida, Geodiidae. The record is from the annotation of a GenBank genome assembly.